UACUUGAUCACACUCCUCUCCUGAAGGGCUGGUCCCGUCCUGCGCCCUUCCCACUAUCCUCCUCUUCAUAUCCCUAUUCACCAGCCCGGCGUUUGUCCCUUCAAUUGACAUUCAUGCCUCCCGUUGCCUGAUAGGUGCUCGUGUGAGCUGAGCAAACGAACAUAGUCUAGCAGAUCACGCCGUACAUAGUAGCGAAGCCAUAACCUGACACAAUACAUCAUCCCACACGACAUGUCUUCCUCCACACGCCCCAAACCGACCCGCAAGAGCUCCUCGAACCACCGCAACACGCUCUCACUUCAGAAGACGGAGAUCAAGAUACACAUAUACGACCUGCUCCCCCCCGGCAAGGUUUCGACCAUGCUAUGGGCUAUCGGUAGCUCUCUCCUGCACUCAGGCGUCGUUAUUGGCGAUAGGGAGUAUGCCUAUGGUGGGCACGACCAGCGCGGCCUCAGUGGAGUCUACUACACAAAGCCCGGUCAAGAACCACCGGGCGGAACCUUUCGACAAGCGCUUCUACAUGGCUUCUCCUUCCGACCGCAGGAAGAGCUGGACGCCAUAAUACACGAGGCCUCUCAACAAUUCAUGGGAACCUCGUACAACCUCCUCACCAAGAACUGCAACCAUUUCACCUCCUACCUCUGCGACAAACUCACCGGUCGCUCCGCGCCGAGCUGGCUGAAUCGCGCCGCUAGCAUAGGCGUAGCCCUGCCAUGCGUCGUACCACGGGAAUGGAUAUCGCCACCGGAUCAUGAUACUGCGGAUGGAGAGCUCCUUGACGAGGACUUCGAAGACGAAAGAUCGUCUAUGCUGCGACACGACGAACGGAGACGGCGGCUGCGGGCGACCGAGGACGACGCGCAGGACUGGGAGGACGCGCAGACGGAGAGGAUAUCUGGCGCUAGCGGUGGAAGUGACCAAAGAGGCCCAAGAGGACAUCCUCGGGCGAUACCUGCUGCUGAGAGAGCGCCGCUCCCCAGAAGAAUAACAUGA
This is a messenger RNA of Paraphaeosphaeria sporulosa, 993 nucleotides long. RefSeq names its product DUF862-domain-containing protein. Gene Ontology annotation, molecular function: deubiquitinase activity. Gene Ontology annotation, biological process: protein deubiquitination. NCBI's taxonomy places the organism in Eukaryota, Fungi, Ascomycota, Dothideomycetes, Pleosporales, Didymosphaeriaceae. Bases 232 to 993 code for a protein of 253 amino acids. The record is from RefSeq and is a predicted model, not a curated record. The transcript is spliced from 4 exons.